AUGAGUGUCCCUAUGCUAAAGAUUGGGGCGGUGCUCAGCACCAUGGCCAUGGUGACCAACUGGAUGUCUCAGACUCUGCCCUCUCUGGUGGGACUCAACGGGACCACCAUCUCCAGAGGGGGCACUUCGGAGAGGAUUGUCAGCGCUCUGUACCCGAGCCCAGAGGAGGGCUGGCAGAUCUACAGCUCGGCACAGGACGCAGAUGGGAAGUGUGUCUGUACCGUGGUCGCACCGGCCCAGAACAUGUGUAACCGCGACCCACGCAGCAGACAGCUUCGUCAGCUCAUGGAGAAGGUUCAGAACAUCAGCCAGUCAAUGGAGGUGCUGGACCUGCGGACAUACAGAGACCUGCAGUACGUGAGGAACACCGAGAGUCUGAUGAAGGUGGUGGACGGGAAGCUGAAGGUGGCUUCUGAUAAUCCCCGCAGUCUUAAUCCAAAGGGUUUUCAGGAGUUAAAAGACAAGGUCACCCAGCUGCUCCCCCUGCUGCCAGUGCUGGAACAGUACAAGGCGGACGCCAAGAUGAUCCUACGUCUUCGGGAGGAGGUGAGAAAUCUGUCCUUGGUGCUGAUGGCUAUCCAGGAAGAGAUGGGGGCCUACGAUUAUGAGGAGCUACGCCAGAGAGUCCUGUUGCUGGAGACCAGGCUCCACUCCUGCAUGCAGAAACUAGGCUGUGGGAAGCUCACUGGCGUCAGUAAUCCCAUCACAGUACGAGCAUCGGGGUCCAGGUUUGGCUUCUGGAUGACAGAUACUAUGAUCCCCAGCUCAGACAACAGAGUGUGGUCGAUGGAUGGUUACUUCAAGGGACGUCGUGUCCUGGAAUACCGCACAAUGAAUGAUUUCAUGAAGGGCCAGAACUUUGUGCAGCACCUGCUGCCUCACCCCUGGGCAGGCACUGGCCACGUGGUUUACAACGGCUCGCUGUACUACAACAAGUACCAGAGCAACAUCAUCAUCAAGUACCACUUCCGCUCUCGGAGUGUGCUGGUGCAGCGCAGCCUGAGUGGGGCCGGAUAUAACAACACCUUUCCCUACUCCUGGGGUGGCUCCUCUGACAUCGACCUCAUGGCGGAUGAAAAUGGCCUGUGGGCCGUUUAUACCACCAUCCCCAACGCUGGGAACAUUGUCAUCAGCCGCCUGGAGCCGCAGAGUCUGGAAGUGCUGCAGACAUGGGACACAGGUUUUCCCAAGCGCAGUGCUGGAGAGUCCUUCAUGAUCUGCGGUACACUUUACGUCACCAACUCCCACCUGGCUGGUGCCAAGAUCUACUUUGCCUACUACACCAACACGUCGAGCUACGAGUACACAGACAUCCCCUUCCACAAUCAAUACUCCCACAUCUCCAUGAUGGACUACAACCCCAGGGAGAGGGUCCUGUACACCUGGAACAACGGACACCAGGUGCUCUAUAACGUCACACUGUUCCAGGUUAUUAAGACUUCUGGUGACUGAGAACCCUCAGACUGACCCACUCAAAUAAUGCUGUGAUCAAUGUUCGGGGGGGGGCACGGGUGGAGGUGGGACUCUUGGGUGGUGUGGGUUGAAGGGGGGGUUCAGUGUAUGGGCAUAGAAUUGGAUUUUUUAAAAAGAAUUUCAAUCUUCAUAGAGUGCUAUUAUUCACAUUCUCAUAAAACACUCCGACAGCAAGGUCCGUAAACAUACAAAGACUGAGCGCUUCUCUUUUUUUCCGUUCUGUGGUGAGUAAGCAUGGUUCUUUUUAUUUGUGAUGAGAAAUAAAUGUCAAUCUUUACCAUUCAUGGCUUUGUAUUGAAUUGUCACUUUCAUUUUAAAAAGACCUUCACUGCAUUUUGAGGGUGUAAACAAAAAAGGAGGGAAUGCCUGAGUUUUAAAAUAUGGAGUGUACUGCCAAGACAGGUGCUUCUUACAAGACAUAACAUUUCUCUCUUUUUAUAUUAGGAUUAAUUUUACUUUUGUUUUUUUCUAAAAUGAAGAGGGCACAAAUAUGUAUUCCUUCUUAACUCAAACCAAAGAAAGUCAAACAAAAUUCCUGGAUCAUGUAUUUGGAUCGACUUCAUAAUGGAAUGGGCUCUUUCUUGGGGCCAUGUCCCAGCCAUUCACAAAGUUUAAUUGAAAUUGGUUCAGUUUUGUGUAAUCCUGACUAAACUAACUAACACAGUUGAAAACAUAACGUCCUUGGCUGAGGUAAAUAAACAACUCUUAAAAUUUGUUGAAUAGUACUGCUUCAAAAAAAUGAUAAUACUGGAAUAAUAUUUUGCUGAUAUUGAGUACCUAUUACAGCCGAGACAUAAACUACUGAGGUGACAGCAUGAGGCAAUUUCUUGGGCUGCAUUGA
Messenger RNA from Paralichthys olivaceus (Japanese flounder), 2314 nucleotides. RefSeq names its product olfactomedin 2a (gene olfm2a). Gene Ontology annotation, biological process: signal transduction. NCBI's taxonomy places the organism in Eukaryota, Metazoa, Chordata, Actinopteri, Pleuronectiformes, Paralichthyidae. The record is from RefSeq and is a predicted model, not a curated record.